UGUAAUUUCGAGACCCACCUUCUCCGUUUUAAUUUUAACCGCACUGAAGAUGCUGAAGCCCAUUUCUGCCGUUCUGCGAUAAUACCCAAGGCAGAACUAUCAAGAACAAAAGAAGCAUGGCUGCUUUCUCUUCCACCAGCCACACUGAUGAGGUUCUCGUCGAGGAAGCUGCAUGUGUGAGAACGUUUAUACUAAACAGACCCAAACAACUCAAUGCUCUUUCUUACGCUAUGGUAUCUCGGUUACUAGAACUUUUCGUAGUCUGCGAAAAUGAUGCAAAUGUCAAGUUGAUUAUCUUGAAGAGUAGCGGAAGAGCUUUUUGUGCUGGUGGAGAUGUUGCAGCUGUAGUUCAUGAUAUUAGACAAGGAAACUGGAAGUUUGGUGCAGAGUAUUUCAGAAAAGAGUUCACCAUGAACUAUGUAAUGGCAACUUAUAGCAAACCCCAGGUUUCAAUCCUUAACGGAAUUGUCAUGGGAGGUGGAGCAGGUGCUAGUGUACACGGAAGAUUCCGAGUUGCUACUGAGAAAACGGUUUUUGCUAUGCCUGAAACAGCUUUAGGCCUUUUCCCAGAUGUAGGGGCCUCCUACUUUUUAUCAAGGCUUCCUGGAUUUUUUGGAGAAUAUCUUGGCCUGACUGGUUCUAGGUUGGAUGGUGCUGAAAUGGUUGCAAGUGGUCUAGCUACUCAUUUUGUCUCUUCAGAGAGACUGUCAUCCCUAGAAGAAGCAUUACAUAAUAGCAAUUCAAGUGACCCAGUAAUUAUUUCUGCAAUUAUCAGUGAGUUUUCACAAGUACCAAAACUGAGAGAAAAGAGCACGUAUAAUCAGUUAAAGAUUAUUAAUCGCUGUUUCUCUCAAAGAACAGUUGAAGAAAUCAUUUUUGCCCUUGAAAGUGAAGCUGCAAAUAACGAGGAUGAUUGGAUUUCUUCAGCAAUUCAAUCACUGAAGAAAGCAUCACCUACAAGUCUAAGAAUUUCUCUAAGAUCAAUACGGGAAGGGAGACUGCAAGGUGUAGGCACAUGCCUAAUGCGCGAGUUUAGAAUGGUAUGCCAUGUACUGCGUGGAGAGGUCUCCAAGGACUUUGUCGAGGGAUGCAGAGCUAUACUCUUGGAUAAGGAUAGAAACCCCAAGUGGGAGCCAUCCAACUUGGAACUGGUCACAGAUGAGAUGGUUCAUCACUACUUCGUCAAGGUAGAUGACAUAGACUGGAGAGAUUUAGAGUUGCCAAGCAGAUCAACUGUGUUGCCUUCAUAUGCCCUUGCAAAGCUCUAAUCAGUAUUGACCAUUAUAGCAAAGUACUCCGAGAGAUUAUUUACUUGUCUUGAGAUAUGGUGGAGAAUUAUGAAGUGGUUCCUCCUAUGAACUAAUCCUGAACUGUAAAGAGAUAUGGUGGAGAAUUGACCAUUAAUAACCUCCACUAUGAGCUGGUUUGAUAAGCUGGAAUUCUUUGUGAAUGACCUCACUUGGUAACCUCCAUUGGUGGUACAUAAUUACAAUGUCAUGUACUGCUUUGUAAAAAUGGUUCCUCCUCUGAACUAAUCCUGAACUGUAGUUUGUACGAAUAUGCAGGCCUAUGUGAAUUUGCUAUGGAAAAUGCGUGACCAAAACAUUUACAAAUUCCUAAUAUAUCACUAGCAAACUUAAACAUGCA
Messenger RNA from Cuscuta europaea, 1647 nucleotides. Lineage: Eukaryota; Viridiplantae; Streptophyta; Magnoliopsida; Solanales; Convolvulaceae. The record is from the annotation of a GenBank genome assembly.